Molecule: messenger RNA, 695 nt
Organism: Capsaspora owczarzaki ATCC 30864
Lineage: Eukaryota; Filasterea; Ministeriida; Capsasporidae
Exons: 6
Coding region: 35-655 (206 amino acids)
Biological process (GO): spliceosomal snRNP assembly; mRNA cis splicing, via spliceosome; chloride transport
Cellular component (GO): cytosol; plasma membrane; spliceosomal complex
Source: RefSeq, a predicted model, not a curated record
AUUCAUUCACUCUCAGUAACUUGAAAACACAACAAUGGUUGAGCGAAUUUCAGAGCUGCCCAGCGAGCUCACGCGGCAAUAUACUGCAGAAGGGACGCAGUUGUUCUACCAGCGCGGACCGUCGGUUGGCAGUGGGACACUCGUGGUCGCACAUGAUGCAUUGUACUGGUGGAACAGUGCUGCAGGGGAAGGGCUUAGCGUGCCAUACCCGUCCAUUGCCAUCCAUGCGAUCUCAACCGACCCGGCCUCCUUCUCGCAGCCGUGCAUCUAUCUGCAGACGGACGGAGGUGACGAUUAUGAAAACGAUGACGAAGACGACGACGAGGGCGAUGGCGAUGGCGCUGAUGGCAACCUACGUGGAGUUAGCUGGCCACCAUCCGAAGUCUGGUUGGCACCGGCAGAUCCCAGCUCAUUGCAAGCCAUUUUUGAGGCCUUGUCGGCAUGUCAAGCCAUGCACCCAGACCAGGAUGCCAGCGAUGACGACGAGGAACUUGACGAAGAAGAAGCAGAGGCUCGCCUGGAUCACCUCGACUCGGUCUUCCAGAUCACCUCCACGUCACAGUUUGACGCAAUGACCGAUGAUCGUUUUGACGACGCCGAAGACGAUGGUGAGGAGGGAGCAGAGGACACCGCGAACGGCGAUCUGCACGAGUGAUUCGAUGAAAUACAAACUUUGCAAAAUUAGCACUUUUCAG